Selaginella moellendorffii is the source of this 1952-nucleotide messenger RNA. Its product is annotated as L-gulonolactone oxidase 3. The transcript has 2 exons. NCBI's taxonomy places the organism in Eukaryota, Viridiplantae, Streptophyta, Lycopodiopsida, Selaginellales, Selaginellaceae. Gene Ontology annotation, molecular function: D-arabinono-1,4-lactone oxidase activity; FAD binding. Gene Ontology annotation, cellular component: membrane. Bases 28 to 1854 code for a protein of 608 amino acids. The record is from RefSeq and is a predicted model, not a curated record.
UAGAAAUCGGAGUUGAAGAACACAAUAAUGGCGCUCAUAUUCUUUGCCGCUAUUGCCACGCUCUGCCGUAUUGCUGUGGCAGUGUCCCCGUCUCCUGUGAAAUGCGAUGCAUUGGGAUGCAGCUUAAGGAACUACUUGGGGGUAUGGCCAGACAGGAUUCCAUGUAGAGCAGCUCAAGUGUUCUAUCCAGCAACAGAGGAGGAGCUGUUAGCAGCAGUUGCAUACGCCGCGAGUAACAAUCGGAAGAUGAAAAUGGUGAGCAGAUGGUCGCAGAGUAUUCCGAAACUGGCAUGUCCAGGGGGUGAUUCCGGAGUGAUUAUAAGCACCAGGGAUCUGAAUUCAGGCAUCGUGGUAAAUUCGGAGGAAAUGACUGUUACAGUUGAUGCGGGAGUUCUCCUUCAACAGUUGGUCGAUACUAUUUCCACGCUUGGCUUUGCACUACCGGCUGCUACAUACUGGAAUGCAGUUUCUGUGGCUGGAGCAGUGAGCACUGGAGCGCAUGGAAGCAGUCUGUGGGGACGCGGAGGUGCUCUCCAUGACUACGUUGUGGGAGUAUCCUUGGUGGUUCCAGCAACUGAGGAAGAUGGAUUCGCGAAGGUAGUCAGGCUGGACGAGAAUUCUUCCAAGGACUUGCUGGAUGCAGCCAAGCUCUCGCUCGGAGUUCUUGGAGCAAUCUCAAAGAUAACUCUCAGCAUUGAGCCCAUGUUUAAGAGGUCGGUGGCUUUGGAAGUAAAAGACGAUGCUGAGAUCGAAGAACAAGUUCUGCGAUUUGGAAGUGACCACGAGUUUGGGGACAUCUGCUGGCACCCGUCCUUGAAGGCGUCCUUGUUUAAGCUGGACGAAAGAGCUCCUCUCGAGACGCCUGGAGGAGGAACGAACAUAUACAAGGGCUUUCAGCCAUUUCCAGUAGAACGAGCUGAGCAGUCCAGGCGCAGUGAGGAAAAGAUCGAACAGGACAAGGACGAGUGGACGCGUUGCAGGUUCUCUGAGAUGGUUUUAAACAGCCGGGUGCCGAGUGGUAACGGGUACUUAAACGACGGGAUCAACUUCACGGGCUUUCCCGUUGUGGGAUACAACAAUCUCAUGCAGACCGCAGGUGGUUGCCAGGACGCGCCUCCUCGUUUUGUCAUUGCCGAGAUGACUGGGAGCUUGCCUGCGAACUGCUUGCAAGAACAGGAAGAAGAGGUGGACUCGGACGUGUGUAGUUGGGAUCCGAGAGUCGCCGGUUCAUUCUACCAUCAGACGGCCUUUUCCGUGAGCCUUGACAAGGUGAAGGACCUGAUCCUAGACAUCAAGAAACUCCGUGACAUGGAUCCCAGCAGCUUGUGCGGCUUAAGCCUCUACGGUGGCAUCUACCUUCGCUACGUGAAAGCGUCCAGCGCUUACCUCGGGCAGAAGGAAGACGCGGUGGAGUUCGACAUAACUUACUACCGCUCCAGGGACGGGGGGACUCCCAGGCUCAACGAAGACGUGGUGGAAGAGAUAGAACAGAUGGCGCUCUUCAAGUAUCAAGGGAAGCCUCACUGGGGGAAGAACAGGAACAUAGCUUUCACCUCCAUCCGGGACAGAGUCAAGGAUUUGGACAGGUUUGCUUGGGCGAAGAGCAGGCUAGAUCCGGCGGGCCUCUUCUCAAGCGAGUGGUCUGACGCUAUCCUUGGCGGUGACAGAGACGGCAUUGUCAGCUUCCACGAUCACUGUGCCUUGGAAGGGAUGUGUAUUUGCAGCGAAGACCGCCACUGCGCUCCCGAGUCUGGAUUCUUUUGCAGGCCAGGCAAAGUGUUUGUGUCCGCCAGAGUUUGUCGCUACGAAGGUGAAGAAAAGGCCGGUGGUGGAGUCAAGCCUAUCUAUAGCUAAAAUUCAUCAAACUAGCGUGGAUAGUAGAACCACGAAGUGGAAAGGUGGUCACCGAUUUUAAUUAUAAUCUUAUUUAUCACGAGAGUGUAACAACUUCU